Messenger RNA from Mastomys coucha (southern multimammate mouse), 1720 nucleotides. RefSeq names its product H-2 class I histocompatibility antigen, D-37 alpha chain-like. Gene Ontology annotation, cellular component: external side of plasma membrane. Bases 91 to 1191 code for a protein of 366 amino acids. Gene Ontology annotation, molecular function: signaling receptor binding; peptide antigen binding. Lineage: Eukaryota; Metazoa; Chordata; Mammalia; Rodentia; Muridae. The transcript has 6 exons. Gene Ontology annotation, biological process: antigen processing and presentation of endogenous peptide antigen via MHC class Ib; antigen processing and presentation of endogenous peptide antigen via MHC class I via ER pathway, TAP-independent; immune response. The record is from RefSeq and is a predicted model, not a curated record.
AAAAAAAAAAAAAAAAAAAAAACAACUUGAUCCUGGCCUGACCAAAACAACAACAAGAAGAAGAACAACAACAAGAAAAACCUUGACACCAUGUGGACUCUUCUCUUCUGGUUCCUGAGCCACCCCCUGAACAGCAGAGCCCGAUCACACUCUCUGCACUAUUCUUACUCAGCUGUGAGUGAGCCGGGCCCACGAGUCCCUUCGUUUUUCGCCAGUGGCUUUGUAGAUAACCAGCUCUUCAUUCACUACGACAGUAGGAACAUGAAGGCAGAGUCGUGUGCUGACUGGCUGAGGGAAAAUCCACAUUACUUUGCUCAUGAGACCCAAGUUUUCACCAAUCUGAUGAAGAUUUUCCAGUUGAGCCUCAGAAACAUUCAGCAAUACUACAACAGCUCUGGUGCCCAGAGUCAGAGAGCAGGUGACUUCCACCAGCAAGCAGGCCCUCACACCCUCCAGUUCACAUACGGCUGUGAGAUGCGGGAUGACAAGACCACGGGGCACUGGCAGUAUGGCUACGACGGCUGGGAUUACCUGACCUUGGACUUGGACUUCAUGCAAUACACAGCAGUCACCUUCAUUGCUGGCUACACCAAGCGCAAGUGGGAAAACGAUGAGUACUGGCUGGAGAGAGAGAAGACCUACUUGGAGAAGGAGUGCGUCCUAUGGCUGCAGAGAUACUUAACCAUGGGAGGAGAGACCUUCACCCGAACUGACCCUCCGCAGACAACAGUGACCCAUCACCCCAGAUCUGAAGGUGAUGUCACCCUGAGGUGCUGGGCCCUGGGCUUCUACCCUGCUGACAUCACCCUGACCUGGCAGUUGAAUGGGGAGGAGCUGACCCAGGACACGGAGUUUGUAGAGACCAGGCCUGCAGGGGAUGGAACCUUCCAGAAGUGGGCAGCUGUUGUGGUGCCUUCUGGGUUGGAACAGAAUUACACAUGCCAUGUGGAACAUGAGGGGUUGCCUGAGCCCGUCAGCCUGAGAUGGGAGCCUCUUCAGCUCCCCAUGCCCACAACAGAAGUAUGUGCCAGGGGCAGAUGUAGACCACAAGCAACUACUCUGAGCGUCCUUAUGUUUCUUUCACUUGGCAUAAUGGUACCUGUGCUUGGACUUAGCUGCUACAGAAUUCAGGCCAGAAGAAAGAACUGGCCCACUCCAUCUGUUCCUGAAGAAGAGAGGCUCUCAGGAUAAGGACCCAGGGACAAGGGACUAAUGUACAUAUAUUCCAUAUACCACCUGGCCAGUGAGGAGCCUGGGCUAGGCUUGCUUGUAGAGCUAGCUGUGUGAUGCCUGUUGGUCUUGCUGCAGAGAGGCCACAACUGAGAACGUUUCCUGGCAUUGCUGUUGGCCCUGGUCCCCCUGGCAUUGCUGUUGGCCCUGGUCCCUCCUGGCAUUGCUGUUGGUUGACCCUGGUCCCUCCUGGCAUUGCUGUUGGUUGACCCUGGUCCCUUCUGGCAUUGCUGUUGGUUGACCCUGGUCCCUUCUGGCAUUGCUGUUGGUUGACCCUGGUCCCUCCUGCUGACUUGUGCUGAGGCUGAGGCCUGACUGUCUCUGCUAGGCAGUACCACUGCUACUGACUUGUGUUUGCUGUCCUGACUACCCAACUGGACUGCUGGGGUAUCCGUGAAGUGUUUGUGAGUGGUUUGAGCUGCCACUGCUAACCUGUAUGGGGCAGUGAACCAUGAGAUAAAGUCGAGUUGGGCUUGAAGCCCUGGGGACC